CGCCGCCAUAUUGGGUUGUAUUACAAAUAAGUAUUCAGAUCGACGGAAGUUCGUUCCCCAAAAAACUAUUUAUUUUCCAAGUUAAAAACGUUUAAAAAUAUGUGAAAAUGUUUAUAAAGUGUAAAUUAAGUGAAAACUUUAAUAAAAUCGCUUGAGAAAACAAUUUUUAAUCCUUUAAAAAUGCUUCUUCGAAGCGACAGAAGAGAUCGACGUUUACGUCGAUCUAGCAUGCGUUCAACGUCUGCUUCCGUCGCUUUAAUAUCACCGAAGAGAUUAAAACCAACACCGAAAAGCAUAAAAAGCCUCCAAAUAACCCACAAUAAUAAAACAACAUCGCAAGCUGCCGCUUCAUCGACUACAAGCAGCAGCAACGGUAGAAACAGUGGCAAUAAUAACAACAACAACACACCCUCUUCUAGUAUAACCAAUUCCAAGUGCAAUAAUAAAAAUCUAUCGCCAAUUGUAAAACGUUUAAAUACUACAACAGCAGGGAAUAGUCUAAGUGUUUGUUUAACAGGACAACGUUCUAUCGGUACCAGAACAUCGUCGUCCUUGGCCGCUGCCGCAUCACAGCAUCAACAAAAAAUACUCAGUGGCAAUAAACGAAGAAGAAAGUCAACCGAGAAAGAAAAUCGAUGGCAUAAGAAAGAAGCAAUCCGCUUGGCAUUGUACGAAGCCAGCGGAGUUGGUGUGUGUACACGGAAGAAACUAAUUGCUUCUAAAAAUGUUUCAGCAGUUGCAGAAAAUAAUGUCCCUGCGCCACCGAUUUUUGCAAAGCUUCCACCUGCAAAGACCAAAGUCGAUGAUAAAGAAGAAGCAGAUAGUUGCAGUGUUUCCACGACAUCUUCACUUGUAGGUAAUGUCGUUGAAUGUAGCAAAUCAUCUACCACGACCGAGCUUCCUCCAGCAGCUCCAUCUGAGUGUCCUUUGGAAGAACCGGUUUCAACAUCGCAGGAACAGCUCUCUCAACCAAAAUCAUCAGUGGUUCAACCAGAUGAAAGCAAUCUGACUAGCAUCACCGAAUGUGACAGCACAACCGACUAUGAACAACCGCCUUCGAUUUCGACAGGUCGCGGAAUGCUGGAUAUGAUUUCUCCCGAAGUCGAUUCCACCACGGAAGAUCUUCUAUGUUGUGUUUCCUCAGAAAACGCCACCGAUGCAGCUUUGUCAUCUUUCUGUGGCCUUUCUAGUGCUGCCUUUUUGGAUUUCAGAUCACCAUCAUCAACAGUCACAACAACAUGCAAUAGUCAGCAGCAACAACAACAACAGCAGUCGCAGUUAUUUCUUGCUCCAGCGUCGACUUCAACCGCAACUUUCGAUCCGAGUUACUUUUCGUCAACGUCACAAUUUAUGAACCCUACCAACAAUACAGCGACAACAUCUAAUUUUGGCUUCUAUAAUUUUCCUCGUAGUUCUCAGGAUCUUAUAUCAAUUUCAAUGUUUGAUGACCCUGAUCCAGACAAGACAAUACCUUCAUCAGAAUCUUAUCAACCGAACUAUGGGUCACCGUAUAACUCAGUCUUUUCGACAAACUCAGCGCCAUCAACAUCUUCGGCAGCUGCAGCAGCGGCUACUCUAAUGGCUAGCGUCACUAUGAGUAACUCGGACUACUCUCAUAUUGCUGAUUUGUUACCCUACAAUCCGAUACUGGCACACACGUUGCUCAAUUGCACCGAGAGUGGACACUUUUCCGAUACAUCUUGUACUGGCUACGAACAGGAUUCAUCGUCAUCGCAAUCCUCAUCGUACUAUCAGCAAACGGCUAUUGAUAAUCUCAAAGCACUCACCAAUCUUCCCUCUAAUCCGACGUCUAUCUUUUCUUCGAUAAAUCUUCCGCAUAAGGAUAAUAUCGGUGGGUUGGGUGGUGGUGGUCAUGGUGCUAACAAUAGUUCCUCGUCUUCAUCAUCAUCGACGUCAUCCUCUGAAUGCAAUGCCGCAUAUGGUGGCAAUACAAUUGAAGUAGACUCACUGAUUCACAGUGUUGCAUCGUAUCAGUCGUAUCAGCAAGAUAUCCAUGGGACAACUGCAGCCAUGACCAAUUUGAUGUAUACAGCCGCUUUGGAAGGAUGCACAACACCGAUAACUAUGUCGCAUGUCGUUGCAAAUUUAGAGGAAGAAUGUCCCGAAGUGGAGGAAAUUCCAGAUACACGUCAAGAGGAAAUGCAAUGGGAUACUUUUGAUCCGUAUGUUUUUAUAAAACAUUUACCUCCACUUACUAUGGAAAUGCGAGCCAAGUGUCCGGCACUUCCAUUGAGGACACGAUCAAGUCCUGAAUUCAGUCUGGUAUUGGAUUUGGAUGAAACUCUUGUACACUGUAGUUUGCAGGAAUUAUCGGAUGCUAGUUUUAAAUUUCCUGUUCUUUUUCAAGAUUGUAAAUAUACAGUAUUUGUUAGGACACGUCCGCAUUUUCGUGAGUUCCUCGAAAGAGUUUCGCAAAUAUUUGAAGUCAUUCUAUUUACCGCAUCAAAGAGGGUAUAUGCUGAUAAACUUUUAAAUUUGCUUGAUCCAGAGAGGAAGUGGAUAAAAUAUCGGUUGUUUCGUGAACAUUGUGUUUUUGUUAAUGGUAAUUACAUAAAAGAUUUAACCAUACUUGGCAGAGAUUUGUCAAAGACGAUUAUAAUUGAUAAUUCGCCGCAAGCAUUUGGAUAUCAAUUGGAAAACGGUAUACCAAUCGAAAGUUGGUUUAUGGAUCAAAAUGAUUCUGAGCUCUUAAAAGUGUUGCCAUUCUUGGAGAGAUUAGCUGAAAUGCGCGAAGAUGUUCGGCCACAUAUUAGGGAGAAAUAUCGAUUGUUUUCCUACUUGCCACCUGAUUAAGAUUGUUUCAGCAUAACACCCUCAUAAAUGCAUAUAAAUAUUAUAUUAGUUAAUUUAAUCUAGUAAUACGUUUCACAUAAUUAAAAAUAGUAAAUCUUAAAAUUUAAUACAAAAAAAACAAAAAAAUCAAAAACAAAUUAAAUACUUAUACAAACUUAGAGUUGAUAAAAAAAAAACGUUAACAAGAACAAAAUAACAUUAGUUGAACACGAUAAAGAUAAACAAACAAAUAUUAUUGAGUAAUUUUUACAUGGAUUUGAAAUCCUUAUUUGUAGAGGAAAAGUUUUAUUUAGAAAAAAAAAAGAAAAAACAAAAAAUUUAUUAAAGUGUGCUUAACAUGCGGAAUUUGUACAGGAAUAAAGUUUUAUUAUGUCUACACUUAAAAACAUAAAAAAGGAAAAAGUUUUUGAAAAUAUUAAUUACUGCAAUGACGUACAACUAUUUAUGUAGGUACGGCCAAUUUAUUAAUAACAAACAUAAUAUAUAUUAUAAUGUAUUUACUUUUUAUUUGACUUAUUCGAUCUCAACAGAAAAACAAAAAACAAACAAUACAACAACAAAAACAAAAAUAUUCAAAAAUUACAAAAAAAAAAAAACAAAAACAAUAUUAUUAAUGAUUUAAGGAAAGGAUUUUGUUAUUUGUAUAAAUAUUUUAUUUUUUAACCUAUAACAAACGUGUAUGUAA
Molecule: messenger RNA, 3499 nt
Organism: Episyrphus balteatus (marmalade hoverfly)
Lineage: Eukaryota; Metazoa; Arthropoda; Insecta; Diptera; Syrphidae
Exons: 7
Coding region: 181-2814 (877 amino acids)
Molecular function (GO): phosphoprotein phosphatase activity
Source: RefSeq, a predicted model, not a curated record